AUGCCGAAUUCCCUCACCGGUGGCCAGGCCCCCUCCACUACUCUGGACAUGGUUGGCCUGGUGGACCAGAGUCUGGGAAAUGCAGGGACCUCCAGUUCUGCCCCCAUCUUGGAAGAGGGGAACAUGGACCCCUGGGCCCUCCCUGAGCUGAAGGACACUGGCCAGUCCUGGAAAGAGCUCAGCUUGGCCGGCAGGGUGCUCCGGGUGGUCAUCGGCUUCUUCAAGGCCUGUGGGCUCCUGGGCAGCCUCUACCUCUUCAUCUGCUCCCUGGACGUUCUCAGUUCUGCCUUCCAGCUGCUGGGCAGCAAAGUGGCUGGAGACAUCUUCAAGGACAACAUGGUGCUGUCCAACCCCGUGGCUGGACUGGUCAUUGGUGUGCUGGUCACCGUUCUCGUGCAGAGCUCCAGCACGUCCUCCUCCAUAGUGGUCAGCAUGGUGGCCUCAAAGCUGCUGACUGUCCAGGCGUCUGUGCCCAUCAUUAUGGGCGUCAAUGUGGGCACGUCCAUCACCAGCACCCUGGUCUCGAUGGCACAGUCAGGGGACCGGGAUGAGUUUCGGAGGGCCUUCGGAGGCUCAGCCGUGCACAGCAUCUUCAACUGGCUCACGGUGCUGAUCUUGCUGCCGCUGGAGAGCACCACGGCCCCACUAGAGAAGCUCAGCGCUCUGGCCCUGGGUACCACCAGACUACAGCCUGGGGGGCGCGCGCCCGACAUCCUCAAGGUGCUGACGCAGCCGCUCACACACCUCAUCGUGCAGCUGGAUGCCAACGUGAUUACGGGCAGCGCCACAGGCAACGCCACCAACGGCAGCCUCGUUAAGCGAUGGUGCAGCACCAGGGGAGAAAUGACGGUGGAGAACAGCAGCUACUGUGGAGUGGCCGCCCAAGGCCCCUGCCCCGAGAGGAACAGCUCGGCUGCCCUGGAGCAGCUGCCCUGCCACCACCUGUUCGCGGGCACGGCGCUCACAGACUUGGCUGUGGGCUUCAUCCUGCUGGCAGCCUCCCUGCUCGGGCUCUGCUCCUGCCUCGUCCUCCUCGUCAAGCUGCUCAACUCCGUGCUCCGUGGCCGCGUCGCCCAGGCCGUAAGGACGGUCAUCAACGCUGACUUCCCUUUCCCGUUCGGCUGGCUCAGCGGCUACCUGGCCAUCCUCGUGGGCGCCAGCGUGACCUUCAUGCUCCAGAGCAGCAGCGUCUUCACGGCAGCCAUUGUGCCGCUCAUGGGGGUCAGGGUGAUCAGCCUGGAGCGGGCGUACCCCCUCUUCCUGGGCUCCAACAUUGGCACCACCACCACAGCUCUGCUGGCAGCCCUGGCCAGCCCCGCAGACAUGCUGCUUAGCGCCGUCCAGGUUGCCCUCAUCCACUUCUUCUUCAACCUGGGCGGCAUCCUGCUGUGGUACGUGGUGCCCAUCUUGCGGCUGCCCAUCCCGCUGGCCAAGCGCUUCGGGGACCUGACCGCCCACUACCGCUGGGUGGCCAUAGCCUACCUGCUGUUCACCUUCCUGCUGCUGCCACUGGCCACCUUUGGGCUCUCCCUGGCGGGUGGCACAGUGCUGGCCGCAGUCGGGGGGCCCCUAGUGGGGCUGGUGCUCCUCAUCGUCCUGGUCAAUGUCCUGCAGCGGCACCGGCCAGUCUGGCUGCCCCACUGCCUGCGGUCCUGGGCCUGGCUCCCCCUGUGGCUCCAUUCUCUGGAGCCCUGGGACCACCUGGUGAGCCGCUGCUGCCCCUGCAGGGCCCGCAGCCCCCCUCGGGCCGCCAGCAAGGAGGCCCACUGCCAUGAGAACCCCGAGGUGCUGGCCUCCCAGCAGUUGUGA
Molecule: messenger RNA, 1809 nt
Organism: Diceros bicornis minor
Lineage: Eukaryota; Metazoa; Chordata; Mammalia; Perissodactyla; Rhinocerotidae
Gene: SLC34A3
Product: solute carrier family 34 member 3
Exons: 12
Coding region: 1-1809 (602 amino acids)
Biological process (GO): sodium-dependent phosphate transport; intracellular phosphate ion homeostasis
Cellular component (GO): brush border; vesicle; apical plasma membrane
Molecular function (GO): sodium:phosphate symporter activity
Source: RefSeq, a predicted model, not a curated record